Messenger RNA from Phytophthora nicotianae INRA-310, 1230 nucleotides. RefSeq lists its product as hypothetical. Lineage: Eukaryota; Oomycota; Peronosporomycetes; Peronosporales; Peronosporaceae. The record is from RefSeq and is a predicted model, not a curated record. The transcript is spliced from 2 exons. The coding region runs from base 1 to 1230 and encodes 409 amino acids.
AUGUAUGUCUGUCAGAGCGCCGGUGUGCAAGAAUCACUUCUCCGCGCGUUGGUUAAGAGCUCUCAAGCAACGUCUCGCCGCCGCCGUGCCGUCUUGGCCACUUUUGGUUUACAUCCACAGCCAGGAAGCCACCACUCCCGACGACAAACGCUAUCCGCGCUGGUCCAAAGAAGCAGCAUUUCGCUAGUGGAUCUCGUUCGUUUAGUGCGCGGGGAGACGGAUGAUGACCCUCGACCAAACAAAGCACUCAUCCAGCAACGACAGCUUCUCCAAGAUUACGAGCACCUCGAUUUAAUGGUUCAAAUUGCUACGAGUGGGUUCAAGGCGGAGUGGUCCGAGCGACUCCCACGAACGCGUUCAUGUCCGUCGAACCACCGUUCGGCUGACUGCCACGGUGCGGGCGUGAGAGCCAAAAUUUUGGAAGGGGAGGCUGUUGGUACCUACCUGGUGGUCGAUGAGAAGCUUCUCGAGCGUUGGCACGUCACAAUCAGUCCGUUCGGCGCCGUGCCGAAAUCCGACGCACGGAGUAUGCAUGCGAUCCGGCUAAUCCAUGACCUUGCCUUCCCGUUGGACGACUGCGUCAACAGCCACACGAUACAAAGCUCAUUGCCAUAUGUUCCAUAUCAACCUUUCAGCGCGCUGGCCGAGCGUAUAGAACAUCUCGCGGCGGUGCACCCAGGUGUCCGCAUUCUUAUUCUUAAGGGUGACGUACAAGGUGCAUUCCGCCACCUACGUCAGCACGCGCCCGACGUACACCGAAUGGGUGGGCGUCUUGGUCAUUUACAGGCUGGCGUCAUAGAUCUGUCGGCGCCGUUCGGGUGGACCGGUUCACCGGCGCUCUAUAGCGUGUUUGGGCGAGCCAUUUCCACCAUCGUGGGUCGCGAGUCUCCGGCUUCAAUGUGGCCGGGUCACCCAGAUGCAACGCCAUUCUUUGCGUACGAGUGGGUGGACGACCACGUGAUGAUGGAGUCGGAUCUCGGUGAGAGGUGUGCCGUUGCUGAAGACACUCUGCGGUUGGCUAUGCUCGCCGUGCUCGGUCCAACCGCGAUCAACGAGUCCAAGUUCACGACAUGGAGCACGAAAGCUCGUGUCCUCAGUCUCGAUUGGGACAGUGGGGCUAGAACGCAGCAGCCGCCCGCAUCUGUAUGGUGGACCUACAGCGGCUUCUCGGUAGCCUCCGUCACGUCGCGACGUGCCUUCGGGCCGCUCGGCCGUUCUACCAGCGCUUGA